Messenger RNA from Hibiscus syriacus, 384 nucleotides. RefSeq names its product reactive oxygen species modulator 1-like. The transcript is spliced from 3 exons. Gene Ontology annotation, biological process: protein import into mitochondrial matrix; protein insertion into mitochondrial inner membrane. The record is from RefSeq and is a predicted model, not a curated record. NCBI's taxonomy places the organism in Eukaryota, Viridiplantae, Streptophyta, Magnoliopsida, Malvales, Malvaceae. The coding region runs from base 67 to 291 and encodes 74 amino acids. Gene Ontology annotation, cellular component: TIM23 mitochondrial import inner membrane translocase complex.
UCGCAAAGACCUAAGAAAUCAAAACAAACGAAAAACAAGGCAAGAAGACGAUAUAGUGAACGGAACAUGGCAAGAGACAGCUACUUGGCUCGCGUCACCGCUGGAGUAUCCGUUGGAGGCGCUUUGGGCGGCGCUGUUGGUGCUGUAUAUGGGACUUACGAGGCUAUUAGGUACAAGGUACCAGGACUGCUCAAGAUUCGAUACAUCGGGCAAACCACAUUGGGUAGCGCAGCUAUAUUCGGACUUUUCUUAGGCGCGGGAAGCCUAAUCCAUUGUGGAAAAUCCUAUUAAACCAAUUCAUUGUUUGUCUCAAGGCGUCGAGAUUGUAUUUCUCAGGAUGGUGCUUUGGCUUUGGAGAUUAAAAGAACAAGUCGUUUAACUUUU